AUGGAUCUUGUGCAAAAGGUAUUGAUCACACUUUUGGUGGUCCUUAUCGCCACCUUGAUACUCUUCUACGUCCAAACAAAUGGUAUUGCCAUCAAAUCGUCUGGUGACUCUUCUCACAGACAGCCUUCAUUUCUCAUCUUGGGUACGAAUGGAGCAGGAAAAACUGCAUUUUACAAUCGAUUGAUGAGUCAAGAUAACCAGCCCAAAUUCGAGCAGACUGUGUCUUCGAUAGAACCUACUUUCGGCCAUAUAAAUUUACCAUUAGCCAAACAUUCCAUAGCCAAGACUUAUCAGAUCAUCGACUACCCAGGUCAUCUCAAGUACACCCAACUUCUCAACAAGUUAAUUCUCGAGGACAUAACGCUCCAGAAAAUCAAGGGCAUUGUCUACGUGAUUGACUCGUCGGCAGCAGCCACCAAUGGUCCUCGGUUAUUGGAAGUAGCUCAUGGUCUUUUCCUGCUUUUAUCGCAGACUGAAAAAUUGAAUAACGGCAUAGAUAUUCUCUUUGCCGUCAACAAACAAGACUUAUUCGACUCACGACCCGUUUUCAAGGUGAAAGAGUUGUUGCAGCAAGAAGUCGACAAGCUUGUGAAAAACGAGCUUAUGCAAAAAAGCCUGGCAGGUCAUGAAGCAUCUGGUAUUGACGAAGAGGAUGACGAUACCAACCGUGAAUCGCUCAAGGAGUUCUGGAGCUCAGUUGUGGGCCGUAAUGGACGUUUCCUGUUCGAUAUGCUCGAGGGAAAUAUGGACUUUAUUGGUGGGUCAGUGUUGAAGAACAAAACCGAAGACUGGGAAAAUUGGUUCGAUGAAAAAGUCAUGAACCAGCUGUAA
Meyerozyma guilliermondii ATCC 6260 is the source of this 831-nucleotide messenger RNA. Its product is annotated as Signal recognition particle receptor subunit beta. NCBI's taxonomy places the organism in Eukaryota, Fungi, Ascomycota, Pichiomycetes, Serinales, Debaryomycetaceae. The coding region runs from base 1 to 831 and encodes 276 amino acids. The transcript has a single exon. The record is from RefSeq and is a predicted model, not a curated record.